CAUUCGUACUAUAGCAUUUAAGAGAUUUGGCCCAGCCAAACCCAACUAAACAGGUGCACCUGCAUUGUGAUUGAAGUUGUGUUUAUGGGUAAAUGGAGGUGUCACACACGCACACACACUGCACUACGUCGCCAUUUAAGGACAAGAGAACUCCACAGAAGAAAGAUGUCUGAUGAAGAUUUUUCGGGGGACUAAACAGCAGCAACAACCUGAAAGAGGGUGAAAGUUCUUAGAAGCUACAGCGCCAUGACGACCAACAUCCGUUUCCGUUGAAAAACCAGGACAAUACUAUGGACACAGCAAUGUAUGUGGACGACACCGAGUACGAUUGGUUCACUCAACAUAACAGUUCGGGCGGAGUGUCGGACGUAGAGCUGGGCGCUGCCGAGGGGCUUCAGAUUUAUGUCACCAGCCUCGUACUCUCCUGUCUUUAUACUUUGUUUCUCUUCCCUGUGGGUUUAAUUGGGAACAUCCUCAUCCUCGUUGUGAAUCUGAAGCACAAGGCCCCCCUGAAGGCCCCGGAUCUUUACUUUGUAAACCUGGCCGUGGCUGACCUCGCGCUUGUGGCUGACUCUCUUAUAGAGGUCUUCAACCUGAAGCGAGGAUAUUAUGACAAGACUGUCCUCUGCACGUUCAUGAAUCUUUUCCAGCAGAUCAACAUGUACAGCAGUGUUUUCUUCCUGACCUGGAUGAGCUGCGAUCGGCUUCUGAUGAUCACAGGCUCGAGGGGCCGCAGCAUGCCACGCGCCCGACUCAGCUGCUGCCUUAUUUGGAUUCUCUCGUGCUUGCUCACCAUGUUGCCCUUCACUGUCGCUCAAGUGCAGCACGCCGGAGAAAUACACUUCUGCUUCGCUAACGUGUCUCAGAUUCAGUGGAUGGAAGUGAUGUUGGGUUUCUUGUUGCCAUUCUGUGUGAUGGGCCUGUGCUACUGGAGGAUUGCACGCGUGCUCCACCGCAGCGAGAGACAAGUCCAUCGCCAUCAGAGACCACGCAGGCAGAAGGCUCUGAGGAUGAUCUCAGCAGCCGUGUUUGUCUUCUUCCUCUGCUGGCUGCCAGAGAACACAUUUAUUUGUGUCCAUCUCUUAAGGACAGGCAAACGGAAGAGCACCUUAUGGGAGGAAUACCAGUGGACUGGUCAUGCUGUAAGGUUGGCUGCCUUCUCCAACAGCUGCCUGAAUCCGCUCAUCUACAGCUUCCUAGGAAAGAGCUUUCAAAAGAAGCUGAAGCUUUUUCUCAAUCUUAAAAGCAACUCCACAACAGACAAGGUUUCAGUUCCCAAAAAAUUCAUCAGCCGAGCAUAAGCUACACCUAAGCGAAUAAUUUGAAAAGUAUUUGCCAUGUUCAGAAAAAUAAGUCUAUCAAUCACAUUAUAUGUUACAGUUGGGGGUCCCAUUACGACUGUCAGACUGUUGUAUGAAUUAUGCUAAAACUCGCUCAUUUUUACAAGGCAUGUGACAAUAUUUUAUUGAUUAUUAAAAUAAUUAGAAAUAAGACAAAAAACUGGGCCUUUUAUAUUCCUUUCUUUUUUAAUUAAUUGCUCUCUGAAAACAUGCAUUAACCAAGACAUUGUGAAUGGGUUUCUACCAUUUUAGCUUCCUUUUUUAUAUAAUUUCUACUAGACUGCAAGACUUGAAAAACAUCUAAAGCAUAAUCAUGACAAAAAAUAUUUUUAUUUUAUAUUUAUUUGUCACGUUUUGAUCUCACCUCUGUGUCCGCUGUUCUCUUCUUUCUCUUUUUCUUUUCCCUUUUCUUCUUCUCAUCCUUUACAGAGAUAGUAGUCUGCGAGACCGGCACUGGAUCCUCCUGGUUUUAAAUCAAAGUUAUUAAAUAUUCAAUUCAAUACAAAAUGUCACUCUAGACAAAA
Synchiropus splendidus (mandarinfish) is the source of this 1864-nucleotide messenger RNA. Its product is annotated as G-protein coupled estrogen receptor 1-like. Gene Ontology annotation, cellular component: membrane. Lineage: Eukaryota; Metazoa; Chordata; Actinopteri; Syngnathiformes; Callionymidae. The transcript is spliced from 2 exons. Gene Ontology annotation, biological process: cellular response to estradiol stimulus; G protein-coupled receptor signaling pathway. Bases 291 to 1301 code for a protein of 336 amino acids. The record is from RefSeq and is a predicted model, not a curated record. Gene Ontology annotation, molecular function: G protein-coupled receptor activity; nuclear estrogen receptor activity.